This is a messenger RNA of Dendrobium catenatum, 3752 nucleotides long. RefSeq names its product ethylene-overproduction protein 1. Gene Ontology annotation, molecular function: protein binding. Lineage: Eukaryota; Viridiplantae; Streptophyta; Magnoliopsida; Asparagales; Orchidaceae. The record is from RefSeq and is a predicted model, not a curated record. Bases 454 to 3324 code for a protein of 956 amino acids. Gene Ontology annotation, biological process: negative regulation of ethylene-activated signaling pathway. The transcript is spliced from 4 exons.
GGGACUUCAGAAGAGCUCGCACGCCUAUCGCCUCGUCAACGACCUGCUCUUUUCAACCAGGCCACUCGUUGGCUUUCUUGCCAUUUGUGAUUUUACCUUCUGUUGUUUUUCUUUUUCCAGAUAUUUAUAUUUUUUUCUGAGGGCUUUACAUUUUCCAGAUCUUUACAAAAUAGGAAAAAAAAGGGUAAUUAAAAAAAAUAAAAUAAAAACGAAGGGAAGGGAAGGGCUGUUUUCUCCUCAAAUCUGAAUCACGCCCUUCCCUCUGUUCUCUCGUGGCGUUCGCAGGCCUUUCCAGAUCUCCAUUCUUCAGUUUUCCUAUAGAGAAGAGAGGUAGAAGGAGGGAGAGAGAGGGGGAGAGGGAGACGGAAAGAGAGAAAAGAGGUGAGAUCAAAGUUCUGAUAUAACGAAAGGAAGAGAGAAGGAAGGAAUAAAGAGAAGAGGAAGAUAGGAAAGAUGCAGAACAAUUUCCUGACGAGUAUAAGGAGCAUGAAGCUGAUCGAAGGGUGCAAAGGAACGCAGGUAUACGCGGUGAACCCUUCGUCUACCGUCGCUACGGCAGCCGAGAAGCUGGCGAGCCUCCGUCCAACAUUCUCCCUUCGUUCUAAAUCCAUCAGCCAGCAUCAACAUCCCACUAACAACCAGCAUCAAAACUAUCACCAUCGCACUCUUUCUCUCGAUUCCCUCAUUUCCACCAUCGGACUUCCCUCUCCCGACCUCAUUGAUCCCUCUAUCGACCCUUUUCUCCGUCCCAUUGAACAUGUCGAUGCCCUCGCGUCUUCAUUCCGCUCCCUGUCCUCUGCCAUGUCCUCAUUGGCUUCGUCUUCGCUUCCGUCCUCUUCGCUCUGCGACGUCCAUCUGGAGCAUUGCGCCCUCCUUCGCAGCAUUGGCGACCCGAAGUUGCUCCGCCGCGCACUCCGCUCCGCGCGUAUCCACUCCCGGGAUAUUCACCACAAAAUCGUCCUCUCUGCUUGGCUACGCUUUGAGCGCCGGGAGGACGAACUCGAGCCCUUCCCUUCCCCUCUUAACUGCUACCCAACCUCUCCCGCCCUUGAAUGCCCCCGCGCCGCCCUUACCUCGGGCUAUGCUCCUGACGUCCCCUUCGAUCCUUGUCCCUGCCGCUGUAUCGCCGAUCCAUCCGCCUCUUCGUCGGCCGCGGCUCGGCCACCCGAUCUAGACGAACGCGACAUCGACCUCUGGUUCAGCAUCGGCAACGAGGAGAUCCCAUGCGUCCGCUCCCAUAUCGCCGCCCUAUCCAGACCCCUUUCCACACUGCUCUACGGAGGCUUCGCCGAGGCCUGUCGCGAGCGUAUCAAUUUCACCCAUAACAGCAUCUCCGCCCGUGCUAUGCGCGCCGUUGAAGCGUUCAGUCGCGGCGGUAGCCUCGACGACUACCCGCCGGACACCGUCCUCGAAGUCCUUGCCUUUGCCAACCGCUUCUGCUGUGAGGGACUCAAGGCCACUUGCGAUUCGAAGCUUGCCUCCAUCGUCCGCAAUGUCGACGACGCCCUCCUCUUUAUCGACUACGCGCUGGAUGAAACGGCUUACGUGCUCGUCGCCGCCUGCCUACAGGUUUUCCUCCGCGAGUUACCAAGGUCUCUGCAGAAAACGGAGAUCAGCGUAAUUUUGUGCAGCCCUGAGGGCAGAGAGCGGCUUGCGAUGGCUGGACACGCCUCGUUCGCUCUAUACUACUUCCUGAGCCAGGUAGCUAUGGAGGAAGACAUGAGGUCGAACACUACAGUAAUGUUAUUGGAGAGGAUGGGUGAAUGUGCUGCCCCUGGGUGGCAGAAGCAGCUUGCAAUGCAUCAAUUGGGCUGUGUAAUGCUUGAGAGGGGCGAGUACAAGGAUGCGCAGAAAUGUUUUGAGGAAGCCGUGCAGGAAGGGCACGCCUAUUCUGUUGUCGGCGUAGCUAGGGCCAAAUACAAGAAGGGGCACAAGUACUCUGCCUACAAGCUCUUAAAUAGCCUGAUAUCUGAGCACGCCUCCAAUGGUUGGAUGCAUCAGGAACGUUCUUUAUAUUGCAAUGGCAAUGAGAAGAUGACCGACUUAAGCACCGCCACAGAACUUGAUCCAAUUCUCUCUUACCCUUACAAAUAUAGGGCUGUGACACUGGCGGAGGAGGAUAAACUCGGUGCAGCAGUUGCAGAAAUCAGCAAGAUUCUUGGAUUCAAGGUCUCAACAGAUUGUCUUGAGCUGCGGGCAUGGUUCUAUUUGGCACUUGGUAGUUAUGAGUUGGCUCUUCAGGAUAUCAGGGCAAUCUUGACCUUGGACCCAGGUUACAUGAUGUUUCAUGGUAAGAUGCAUGGGGAUCAGCUUAUUGACGCUCUUCGGCAAUAUGUGCAGCCCUGGGACAUGGCUGAUUGUUGGAUGCAGCUGUAUGAUCGGUGGUCUGCAGUCGAUGAUAUCGGUUCGCUUGCUGUGGUGCACCAAAUGCUGACAAAGGAGCCUGGAAACAGUAGCUUACGGUUUCGUCAAUCUCUGCUCCUGCUAAGGCUCAAUUGUCAGAAGGCUGCAAUGCACAGUCUGCGAAUGGCUCGAAAUCAUUCGACAAGUGAACAUGAGAGGCUUAUUUAUGAAGGUUGGAUUUUAUAUGACACUGGUCAUCGCAAGGAAGGACUGGCAAAGGCGGAAGAGUCUAUUACUCUUCAAAGAUCAUUUGAAGCAUUUUUUCUGAAGGCGUAUGCUCUAGCUGAUACAAAUCUAGACCAGGCUUCUUCCUCCAAAGUUAUUCAACUGUUGGAGCAAGCUAAUAGCUGUGCUUCUGAUAACCUCCGGAAAGGGCAGGCAUAUAACAAUAUGGGAAGCGUUUAUGUGGACUGUGACAUGCUGGAUGAAGCUGCUGAAUGCUACAUUAAGGCUUUGGCCAUCAAGCACACGCGUGCUCAUCAGGGUCUGGCUCGUGUUUAUUAUCUUAAGAACCAAAAGAAAGCUGCUUACGAUGAGAUGACAAAACUGAUUGAAAGAGCUAAAAACAAUGCUUCAGCAUAUGAAAAACGAUCAGAAUAUUGUGAUCGUGACAUGGCAAGAAGUGACCUUAAUAUGGCAUCAAAGCUGGAUCCACUAAGGACCUAUCCUUAUAGAUACAGAGCUGCAGUGCUAAUGGAUGAUCACAAGGAAGAGGAAGCCAUCACUGAGCUCUCGAGAGCUUUAUCGUUCAAGCCCGACCUUCAGCUCCUUCACCUGCGUGCUGCUUUCUAUGAUUCCAUGGGAAAUUACGCAGCUACUUCACGAGAUUGCGAGGCAGCGCUCUGUAUCGAGCCCGAUCAUUCUGAUACGCUCGAACUCUAUGACCGAGCCCGUGCACGGGCCAUCGAGCAACUGAAGUAGAGCAUCCUCCAUUUCUCUCCGGAUCUUCUGAAUAUUCUACUUUGAUGCAUGAUGCGCAGAGCCAGACACAAAGUGGUGAAGAAAGCGGUAUGUAUAUAUCUUAACGACGACUCCAUGUGGUCUGCACGUCUGAGCUUUAUACGCUGUAGAGAUUUGUGUAAAUUCAAAGCUGCCAAUUGCUGCUGCAUCAAGUUUGAGUUUUUCUCCUAGGGCUGCCUAUUUCUUGUCAUAACUCAUCUUGAAACAGAUUUUUCCACAGUUUUCCAAUGUCCAAAAGUUGAACGGGCAGUCACAUUUCCCUCCCCAAUAACUGAAUUGUUCUUCCAAUGAAAUGGAAUUUCUAUUAGUUUCAAGGUUAGAAAGCGUUAUAUAACUGAUACCAGAUUCUUCUGAUUAGGGAAAUCAGUGAAAAUGCUUUGAGUUCCUUA